UUCAGUAAUGGCUUCUCUUAAGCUCUUGUUUUCCCUUGUUGUUCUCAGUUCCGUGCUGUCCAUUCAAGCAUCUUAUCCUUCUUUUGAAGAUAACGGCGUCAAUGUCCUUGAAUCCAAGAAAGUUAACCUCUCUCUGUAUUAUGAAACUCUAUGCCCAUCCUGUGCGAGCUUCAUUGUAAAUGAACUAGCAGCUAAGUUAUUCGAUCCCGAAGGGGAUCUCAUAAGCAUUGUCAACCUCAGGCUAGUUCCAUAUGGAAAUGCUCAGGUCAAAGCACCUAACAAGACCAUCGUUUGCCAGCAUGGCCCAGACGAAUGCUACUUUAACAGUAUAGAAGCCUGUGCAAUCCACCUCUGGUCAGACGUGGUAAGGCCAUCUUUUUUUUACCAUAAAUCAAAGAAGCGGCAUUUCAAGUUCAUUCGUUGUCUUGAGAGUAAACUUAUUGAAGGACUGCACUCCUCGAAAGAAUAUGCUUGGGAAUCUUGUUGUGUAAAACUUAAGAUGGAUUCGGAUCGUUUGGGAAAUUGCUACCGCAGUGGAUAUGAGAAGAAGCUUAUACUUGAAAAUGCUAAAGAAACAGACCACCUUGUUCCGCCUCAUGAGUACGUCCCAUGGGUGGUUGUUAAUGGACAACCGCUGAAGGAUGAUUACCUAAAUUUUGUGAGGUACGUCUGCAACGCUUACAAAGACAGUCCGAAACCAAAGGCUUGCGGAUCAUAUCCACACAACAUCAAUUCAGGUGGAAAGGCAAACUCGAGCCUAGAAGGAUGCUAUAAAGGUGAAGAACGCGGGGGGAGCUGAAACACUUCAGUCUGAUUCAAUAUGGUUCUGCAUCAUCCAUUAAUUUGCUCUGGGGAGCAUUGCUGAUCUACUAGCAUCACAAAAUAAAGGACUAGCAUGUGUUUAGUGUUCAGAGUUUUAGGAAACAAAAGAUUAAAACAGGUACAAUUAAAGUACCAAAAUCCAAAGAAUAAACAUUAAUGUAAAACAAAAGGAAGCAUAUGU
Messenger RNA from Rosa rugosa (rugosa rose), 1003 nucleotides. Its product is annotated as gamma-interferon-responsive lysosomal thiol protein-like. The transcript is spliced from 5 exons. Lineage: Eukaryota; Viridiplantae; Streptophyta; Magnoliopsida; Rosales; Rosaceae. The record is from RefSeq and is a predicted model, not a curated record. Bases 8 to 799 code for a protein of 263 amino acids. Gene Ontology annotation, molecular function: oxidoreductase activity, acting on a sulfur group of donors, disulfide as acceptor.